Molecule: messenger RNA, 1290 nt
Organism: Diabrotica virgifera virgifera (western corn rootworm)
Lineage: Eukaryota; Metazoa; Arthropoda; Insecta; Coleoptera; Chrysomelidae
Exons: 2
Coding region: 1-1290 (429 amino acids)
Molecular function (GO): catalytic activity
Source: RefSeq, a predicted model, not a curated record
AUGUUCAACGAUUGGCUACUUCUUUAUACAAACAUUGCUUCACUUAAUGCUAAAUUUACUGAAUUUGUAUGUAAUAUUCAAUUAAUAACACCUCAUAUUAUCUGUAUAGCUGAAAGUUGGUUGAAUAAUAAUAUUCCUGACUCUUUAAUUGCCAUACCUAGUUACACUAUUUAUCGUAAAGACCGACAAAAUCGCGUAGGAGGUGGGGUCUGUAUUUAUCUUUCGGAGUUAAUUACUAAUAACUUUUCUAUUUGUGCUAAAGAUAUUCAGACUGCCGGAUUAGAUAUUCUUCACCUGACUAUCACCAGAAAUUCAUUUACCAUGAAUCUAAUUUGCUUGUAUCGUCCCCCUGAUACCCAACCAGGAACUGAUAAUCUUUUUAUUGAAUUACUUGAGGAAAUAUCACUUCUUGACAAUCUUGUUAUCGUAGGUGACUUUAACUUUCCCGAUAUCUCAUGGCCAGCUAUUUCGUUAACUGACGGUGUUAGCUCUCAUAAUUUAUUUAAAAAUUUUAUUAUAAAUUCCAACCUGUCGCAACUUAUCACCAAACCUACUAGAUUUAGACUUAAUAACCAACCAUCAACGGUCGACCUGGUAAUUACAAACGAAGAACAAUUAAUUUCAACGAUAGACAUAUCUUCUCCAAUUGGAAAAUCCGAUCAUGCAGUGAUAACUUUCCACAUUCAGUUUAACUUAUCGAAAAGUCUUAACAAAAUGUAUUCAAAGACUAUAACAGUUACAGAUUUCUUUAAAGUUAAUUCCGCUUUACAUCAACUUAAUUGGAAUAACCUUUUUCAUAACUUAAUCGAUCCCUCGUCAAUGUGGGACACUUUUCUUGACACUGCCACUAGAACUAUUUCAGUUCAUACAACUGAACGUCAGCUGUUUAGAAAUCAAUUAAAACCUUGGAUCAACCUUGCCGCUACACGCUUAAUUCGACAUAAACGGAAGCUUUGGCAAUCUUAUAAACGCACAGGUUCCCUUGAUGAUUUUCUUGUUCACCGUAGAUUUUCCAAUAGAGUAAAACAAUCUUUGCUAAACCUAAGGAAAGAUUUUGAAGAAUCUAUCAUUGCAAGUGAUAAUAACUGCAUAAAGGCAAUUGAAAGUGUAAAACAUGAUAAGCACAUAACCAUCUUGAAAAAAGGGCUCUUAGCUUGUGAGUCAUGUAUAAUUUAUGUUAGAACCAAACUGCCAACAUUAAAUAAAGACCCGACUUUUGGUUGCAGUGUGAUACUUAUGUACAAGGUGGACAGCUACACAUACCUUGGUAUCAACAUCAAUAACCAAUGA